Molecule: messenger RNA, 3198 nt
Organism: Mauremys reevesii (Reeves's turtle)
Lineage: Eukaryota; Metazoa; Chordata; Testudines; Geoemydidae
Gene: ZW10
Product: zw10 kinetochore protein
Exons: 16
Coding region: 214-2451 (745 amino acids)
Biological process (GO): endoplasmic reticulum to Golgi vesicle-mediated transport; mitotic cell cycle; mitotic spindle assembly checkpoint signaling
Cellular component (GO): RZZ complex; chromosome, centromeric region; nucleus
Source: RefSeq, a predicted model, not a curated record
AAGGGAAGGGACAGGGUGUGAGCAUGGUGGUGGUGACACUGCCCAUCUCAACGAUGUGGGGUUGCAGAGAGGGCUGUGUUGGGGGUGGGAGGCUUUGGCCCUGUGGCCACGGCCUUGGGGUUUCUCUCUGUGGAUGUUUAGAGUUGCCAGCCCUCCAGGAUUGGCCUGGAGUCUCUCAGAAUCGGCGUCAAUCUCCCGGGCGAAGUCUGCAACAUGAUUAACAAGAAGUAUAACGAGUUCCUCCCAAGCAUGCAGAGCGCUGAGGACUUGGUGUCACAAGUGGACAGUCUGUCCGGCAACAUCGACCUACUGAAAUCCAGGAUCGAAAAUGAGGUCCAGCAAGAUCUGAAUGUGGCCAUUGCUGAAUUUACUGAAUUGAAGCAGCAGCUGGAGCGAGACUCGUUAGUUCUGAGUGUGCUGAAACAGCUACAAGAGUUUGAUAGGGCUAUUAAAGACUAUAGCACCGCAUUACUGGAAAAGAAGUAUGUUGCAGCAGCUCGCCAUCUGGAAAAGGCACGAAGUAGUUUGCAAAUGCUAGAAUCCCGCAAAGGCUUUGAGCUGAAGGUUCUGAAGGCACUAGGCACGGAGCUGACGGUGCAGACCCAGAACAUGCUCUAUCACCUGGGAGAAGAGUGGCGGCAAAUGGUUUUGUGGAAGCUUCCUCCGUCAAAAGGUGCUGAACAUCUUAGUUUGGAAAUCAGCAGUGCAGAGACAGUGAUGCAGACGGAGUUGCACUUACGCACCAUGCCAUUGAAGGAAGAUCAGAUCUCUGGACCACCUGUUGCUUCUGUGCUCCAGGCAUUUGCUGUGCUAGGAGAACUGCACACCAGGCUUAAACUUUUUGGCCAAUUACUGCUGAAGUACAUCCUCAAGCCACUGAUUUCUUAUCCCUCUCUUCGUCCCCUGCUGGAGGAGCAGCCUGACACCGUCGUCUUGCACUUUGAGUCUGCGGAGCCUAAUCUCGAGCAUCCAUCCCCAAUGGAGGUUUUUGGCAAGAUCACGCUGGUGCUUGAAGUUCUUCACAAACACUUGUUGAAUGUGUCUCUCGAUGCGUGUGGGGAAAAUGAGAAGGACUCCAGAGUGGUAUUGGCAGAGAUGCUGGGUGACAUGGUCUGGGAGGAGGUAUCUGGCUGCCUCAUUCAGGAAUGUCUGGUGUACUCAAUUCCAGCAAACAGCAGCAAACUAGAGCAGUACGUCGAGGUGAUUAAAUCCACAGAGGAAUUUGAAAAACGCUUGAAGAACAUGGGGUUUUUAAAAGGAGAUGCCACGGACUUACUGAAAUACGCCCGCAAUGUCAAUUCCCACUUUGCUAACAAAAAAUGCCAGGACGUGAUCGUGGCAGCCAGAAAGUUGAUGACCUCAGAAAUACACAACACUGUAAAGAUCACACCUGAUUCCUCGGUAGCGAUACCAAAACUGCCUGACCCUGGGGCAGGCGAUCAUUUAAAAAUGCAAAAAGCCUCCAAAAUGCUGCACAAUGAUCUGAUAAAUUUGGAGAAUGAGACCAAACUGAGCCAGCACACAUUCUCUCUGCCUACCUGCCACAUCAGUGUGUCUGUGGAGAAAUUGAUGGAGUUGGCUUAUCAGACCCUGUUGGAGGCUACAACCAGCACAGAUCAGUGUUGUAUCCAGCUCUUUUACUCGGUGCGAAAUAUCUUCCAUUUGUUCUAUGACGUCGUGCCAAUUUACCACAAAGAGAACCUUCAGAAACUGCCCCAGCUCGCUGCCAUUCAUCACAACAACUGUAUGUACAUUGCCCACCACUUGCUGACCCUGGGGCAUCAGUUCCGAUACCGCCUUACCAACAUACUGUAUGAUGGAGCAGCUACUUUCGUAGAUCUGGUACCUGGCUUUAGGAGACUUGGGAUGGAGUGUUUUCUGGCCCAGAUGCGUGUGCAAAAAGGAGAGCUGCUGGAGAGAUUGUCAAGCGCAAGGAAUUUUUCCAAUAUGGACAAUGAGGAAAACUAUUCUGCAGCAAACAAAGCAGCAAGGCAGGUUCUGCACCAGCUAAAGAGACUUGGCAAAGUAUGGCAAGAUGUGCUUCCGGUCAACAUCUACUGCAAGGCUAUGGGGACCUUACUGAACACAGCACUCAGCGAGAUAAUUAAUAGAAUCACUGCCCUGGAGGAUAUCUCUGCUGAGGACGCUGACAGAUUGCACUCCCUGUGCAGGAUCAUGCUGGAAGAAGGACCUCUGGUGUUCACUCCAUUACUGGAAGAGAACAAAAAUAAGAAAUACCAGGAGGAGGUUCCAGUCUAUGCGCAGAAAUGGAUGAUGUUCAAAGAGCUGAUGAUUAUCCUGCAGGCCAGUCUCCAAGAAAUAGUAGAUCGGUGGGCGGACGGCAAAGGGCCCCUCGCAGCUGAAUUCUCCCCCACUGAGGUAAAGAGUUUAAUCCGAGCCUUGUUCCAGAACACAGAGAGGAGAGCAGCGGCCCUUGCGAAAAUUAAAUAGCCUUGUGUUUACUCCUGUGCAAUAGACCUUUUCCUGGGAAAGCAACAGUAAAUCAGGUUUCAAACUCUUAUUUGGAUUUAACCCUUUUUCCUAAUCAGUUUAGCUUUAUGAAAGCACUUCCUAAAGGCCUGGCCAAUGGGAAAAAACUUCACCCAGCUCAGCAUCUAUACAAUAAAUGUAGCAAUUUAUUGCAGCUUGGCCUCCAAAAGCAAAGGAGAGUAACUCCUUGGCACUAGCCGGUGCUACUUCGUCCACUACUCAGAGAAGCGCCGUGCUGUAAAACUCUGGCUCCUGACAUGUAGUCUACCAGCCCGGACCCAUUUCGGGCGAUACGGGGUAACUUAUCAGCUAGAAAAACUUCAUCACUACCGUGCUAAGCACAUUUGUGGAGGUCAUAACUGUGGUGUCGGUAGAUUCCGGAAGCGGCACAUUUUUUCUAGGUCAUACAAUGUUUAAAUGGGACCGGGCACCAAAUUUGAAAACAUCUGAAAAUCACAAGAAGGGCCGUGACUCAGACGCGUAGUUUAAUUUUGACCAAAACCGUCAGUCUUCUAAACACAAAUCGUACCGUUUUGGAAGGUUUGGGAAACAUUUAGCCCCGGGCGAUCAGCUUUAUGCAAGUUCCUGUACUCUUUUACCUUUGGUUAAAGCAAGUCUAUACUCACACGACAGUAAGAGCUUGUUUGUACCAUGUAUUGCAUCAAAAUAUUUGUCAUUAUUUGUAGAAUAGACUGAUCUGAUAAGUUU